Molecule: messenger RNA, 882 nt
Organism: Anopheles aquasalis
Lineage: Eukaryota; Metazoa; Arthropoda; Insecta; Diptera; Culicidae
Molecular function (GO): N-acetyltransferase activity
Source: RefSeq, a predicted model, not a curated record
ACGUUAUCUCGCGCACACGAACCAGCUGAACGGUGCGUAGACGCUUCGCUCCAUCCAUCAUUACGAACCCGGAGAGAUAUGGGCGACAUAGAAAUCUUGCGGUACGAGAACCGCUACCGUGAACAGGCGCUGGAGGUGCUGAGGAAAUCAUUUUUUCUACACGAAAUGGUUUGCAUCGGAGCGGAAGUGGACAGGACACCGCAGGCCCAGCGGGAUCUGGAGCAGCUCUGCCUGGAUGUGGCGAACGGAGGAGUUUCGUUGAUCGCACGACACCAGCCAACGGAUACGAUCGUCGGUGUUUCAUUUAACGUGCUGCAGACUCCCAGCGGACCGGAUGAUGGCAACUAUUUUGAGCAGUUUCGUGAUACUAAGUGCACGACCGAUAGCUCACGGUCACUGAUGCAGUACAUGAUUACGAUGGAUGCGAAGGUAAACCUGUUCGAACGAUUCAAUGUAGAGUGCCUGCUGGAGAUCAUGUUCCUAGCUACCCUGCCCGACUACGAAGGUCGCGGCAUCGGAUCGCGCCUGGUAGAGGAAUCGGUUCGACUGGCGCAGCAGUUACGUUCCGGCGAGGCCGUAGCGGCCGGGGAGUCCAAAUCUACUCCCGCCAGUACUGCGAAAAAGCCUCAGCUAGUUUCUGCCCUAUUUACCUCCAGAAUCUCACAGCGGGUAGGAGAGAAGAACGGGUUCACGGUCGUGAAUCAGGUGCCACACUCGGAGUUUGUGUACAACGGGAAAACGUAUGCGGAUCGUGUGGGGCCCGACCAUCCAUUUUCGACGCUGGUUGUGAAGCAUCUGUAGGUGGCCGAUUGCUCGCGAACUAAUAAAGACCUCCAGCCCCUUUGGUGAGAACGGGAAAUGUGACCAAUGUGCGACCUUUUU